Drosophila persimilis is the source of this 465-nucleotide messenger RNA. RefSeq names its product acyl-CoA-binding protein (gene Acbp6). The record is from RefSeq and is a predicted model, not a curated record. The transcript has 2 exons. Gene Ontology annotation, molecular function: long-chain fatty acyl-CoA binding. Gene Ontology annotation, biological process: fatty acid metabolic process. Bases 53 to 301 code for a protein of 82 amino acids. Lineage: Eukaryota; Metazoa; Arthropoda; Insecta; Diptera; Drosophilidae.
GACGAUCCUCACAGUUUGUUUUUGUUUCCCACAACCACAACAAUUUUACAACAUGCUGACCUUUGAGGAGAUCGUUGAGAAGGCCAAGUCCCUGAAGAACCCCCCAACCAAGGCGGAUUUCCUGGAGUUCUAUGGCUACUACAAGCAGGCCACCGUCGGCGACUGCAACAUCGAGGAGCCCGAGGAUGAGGAGAAGAAGGCUCGCUACAACGCCUGGAAGAGCAAGGCUGGUCUGACCAUCGACGAUGCCAAGGCAUACUAUAUCGAGGUUUACAAGAAGUACGCUGCCCAAUCCGAAUAAGCUGUGCAUUUUUGUAUACGUAGCUGUAGACCUAUUAUUUUUUGUGACCUUUUCUACUGAGUUUCCCCUUCUACUGGAUGCAUCUGAAUCAUUGUUGAAGAGUUAUGUAUUUAUUGUAAUGUCAUUUUGGAAUAAACCAAACAAACGCCCAUGCAUUUAAAAUA